CCUGCCUCCGAGGCGAGGGCGGCGGUCGCGGCGCGCUCCGGGGCUGGGGUUCCCAUGGCUGUGGAGAGUAGGGACCCCGUGGCGCGAUGGCGCGUGGCCCACCAUCUUGUUUCGGUCCCGGGGAGGAGAGGGGGGCUUUCGGAAAGGUCGCCGGGGUAACGCGGGGCUGGGGCUGGCCGAGGUGACCGCGAGCGGCCCCCUCCGAGGCGAGGCCUUAACUGUGUGUGUGGGGGGGUGGGGGCCUUAGCGGGCCAGGCCGCGUGGGCCGCGGUCUACGGAGGCCGGGGAGGCCUUAGGGCCUCCGUGCCUUCCUCGCUUUGCUUUCUCGAGAGCCCCUCCGUCUGUUUUGUGUGUGUGUUUGUUGUUUGUUUUAUUGGGGUUUUUUUGUAUUUGUUUUUUGGGGGUUUUUUUGUAUUUCGGAUGUCUCUUUCGUACGUUGGAGAGCGACAAGAUCCUCCGAGAUCCUCCCAGCCGCUGGUCCUGGCCGCCUUGGGAAAGGCUGGUGGGCCAAUCCGAACUUUCCAGCCUCGGGCUCCUGAGGCCCUUCGCUUCUGCCCAACCCCUUUCCCUGAACGUCCAGUUUUUCCUAGCCGGUCCCCUUAUUCUUCCCAAAGGGACUGCCCUCCUCGGUCACAGAAAUCUUGCUCUAUUUAGUUAUUGUCUAGACUCUGGAGGAUAAAAGCCCCGAGGGGAGAGACGUGGACUUAGGCGUGAUUUUCCCGUCAGUGAGCUGUGCGGAGGGGCGGGGGGGUAUUAGCGAUGGAUGGGGCAAGCAUCUCAAUUCGGAGGAGGUAAACCUGCCGCAGACAUGGGAGUCCCCUCAAUGCACCUCCAGUUUGAAUUCCUCUCAGGAAGAAGUCUCAGUGACAAGGGAACCAGUUUUUCCCAAAUGCGGGAGAUUUUAUCCAAGGACCUCUCUUUUGUUUGGAGGAUUAGCUCAUUUUUAUUUUAAAUCUGUGAGCUGGAGUUUUUUGCUUUUGUUGGUUGGGGUAGGAUUUUGAGUUUUAGUGCCUAUUAGUGGCUCUACACCUGUAUUCGAUACCUAAAAAAAUUUUUAUUUUUAAACUACACAGUUCUCCGAAGGGUUUGUGAGGUGUCUUGCUUUGGGAGUUACAGUAUAAAUUCAAUCCAUCUUAUGUUUUUUUUAAAAAAAGCCUAUGAAGGUACUGGUUUAUUUAUAAAAUUCAGUUAGAUCUGUGUGAUUUGCUUUAAUAUCUGCAAAAGCAAUUAUAGCAUUUGAAUGUUUUAUUGCUGUCGCUCCUUUACAGGGCAGUGAUGUGUUAAAGAACUGCUGCAAAGAUGAAGAAAUAGCCUCAAACGGUUAUGUGGUCCUUAAAUAGAACCAGUUAUGUUUUUUCUUUUAAAUUACAUUUAUUUGUUUAUAUUUCUCUUUUUUGGUGUAUGUAUGUAUGUAGGUGUGCGCACACUGCAGUUUGGAGAUCAGAUGACUACUUGGUAAUACGAAGUUCUCUCCUACUGAGUAGGAAAUUAGAUAAUUCAAAAAUGGCAGAACUUGUUAUGGAAUGUGAAGAAGAAGAGUUGGAACCAUGGCAGCAGAAAGUAGACGAAAUUCAAAAUAAAGACGAUGAUGAUGAUGAGUUGAUCUUUGUUGGAGAGAUAUCAAGUUCCAAACCAGCCAUUUCAAAUAUUUUGAAUAGAUGUAGCCCUGGUUCAUCUUCAAAGGGACUAAAGAAUUACUCACUCAAUCCAGCUAUUUCUAAUAUAUUCAGACCUGCACAUCGACACUACAAAAAUCCAUUACCUAAUCCAGUGGCUGCUUUGCCUAGAUUUCAUCCUAAAUCCAAAUCUUCAGAGAAUUCUGGUGUUCAGACUGUGUUUAAACCUAGUUUUUCAAAGACUUCAUCACAAGAUGAUCCAGGUGGUGCUUCUGUCUUACUGUUAGACUCAGCCAAGGAUAAACCAUCCUACAGCAUACUGAAAAGGAGUACAGAAGGUAUCGAACAAACUUCGUUAGGAUUAAAACAUCCUUCCACUUCCAAAUUAAACAGUGUUAAUCCAAAAAAGCCAAAGACCAAUGCAAGUGUUUCUGAAACAAAUCCUUCCUCUUCAUCAUCUUUAAGUAAGUCUCCUUCCGAGGCUUCCUCCCAGGUUGUACUAUCAAAUGAAAAUACCUCAUCAAUUCAGGCUGAAACUGGAGCACCUUCACUAAGAUCUUGUCCAAAGUGCAAGGUUAAGUUCAGUUUUUUGGAUCCUUUGAAAUGCCACAUGAAGCGUUGCUGCCCAGACAUGAUAAAUAACUUUCUGGAGACUGUUAAGUCAGAACAUUCAACAACUGAAAACAAAGCUAACAUUGGCUUGGAUAAAGAAAAAUUGAUCAUGCUAGUUAGUGAUUUUUACUAUGGAAGACAUGAAGGAGCUGUUGAGGAAGAUCUAAAGACUUACACAACUUUUAAAUGCUUCAGUUGCUCGAAAGUUCUUAAAAAUAAUAUUAGGUUCAUGAACCACAUGAAACAUCACCUGGAGCAUGAAAAACAGAACAGUGAGUCCUGGGAAAGCCAUACCACAUGCCAGCACUGCUAUCGGCAAUAUCCCAACCCCUUUCAGCUACAGUGCCACAUUGAGAGUACACACACUCCUCAUGAUUUUUCUACUAUUUGCAAAAUCUGUGAAUUGUCAUUUGAAACAGAGCAUAUGCUUUUACAACAUAUGAAGGACACUCAUAAGCCUGGUGAAAUGCCAUAUAUUUGCCAGGUUUGCCAGUUUAGAUCAUCAAUAUUUUCUGAUGUGGAAACUCACUUUCGAUCAUCCCAUGAGAACACUAAGAACUUGCUUUGUCCAUUUUGUCUCAAAGUUAGUAGAAUGGCAACCCCUUAUAUGAAUCAUUACAUGAAACAUCAGAAUAAAGGAAUUUAUCGUUGCCAAAAAUGCAGACUACAAUUUUUGACCUGCAAGGAGAAAACAGAUCAUAAGUUAGAACAUCGCACAUUUAUAAAGCCUAAAGGACUAGAAGGAUUGCCUCCUGGAACAAAAGUUACUAUUCGAGCUUCGUUUGGAUCUGCUCAAUCAAGAUCAUCAAGUCCACCUUCUAGUUCUAUUCCAAGUACUUCUCUUCAAGUCGCAGCUCCAGAGUCUAAAAGUACAACUACUAAAAUCAACACAAAAGUAUUUGCAAAUAAAAGUAAGGUAACUAAGUGUCAGGCAGUCUUAACUGCGACAUGUAAACCCAAUCCAAGUAAACCAGGUACAAGUGCAACUAAAUCCAAAGCCAAGUCCUCCUACAAGCAAAAGAAGCAGCGCACCAGGAAGAACAAAUUCACUAUUGCCCUGAAGAAUUUGAGAUGUCACCAGGGAAUUCACACGUGUAUUGAGUGCCAUUCCAAAAUAAAAGAUUUUUCAAGCCACUUUUCUGCACAUAUAAACUGUGAUUUUUGCAAGUACACUACUAACUGUAACAAAGCCUUUACAAAUCAUAUGAGCUCUCAUAGUGACCACCCAAGUAAACAGUUGUAUAUUUUUAAGAAGCAUUCAAGAGCUCUCAGGGGCAUCACUCUAGUGUGCCUUAAAUGUGACUUCCUAGCUGAUACUUCUGGCUUAGACCGUAUGGCUAAGCACUUAAAUCAACGUAAAACUCAUACUUGCCAAGUAGUAAUCGAAAAUGUUACUGAAGAAGCUUAACGUCUGAAUCCACUUCUGAAUGCAGAAGCGACACAGAAAUUUCAAAAAAUGUCCAGUAUACUCCUGGACAGUGUCCACCUUCGAUGGACACAACUAAUGCCUGUUUUUCUUUCCACGGAAUGUGAAUUGUUUGACUGUGAGACCUGUUUAAAUUUGUGGCCUUGGGAAUCUGUCAGUUCUUAGGCAGAGUCCCUUUCUGCCUAACUAGCCUUACAUAAGGCUGGUGUUGAUUUGGCCAUCAGUAACCUCAAGGUCCACCAAAAUGAGCACAGCUUCCUACUGGGGGCUUUGGUACUUAAGUUUAGGCUUAUGAACAGUUGUAAUAAUGAAAGCCCACCAAGUAAGUGCUUUAACACCCAAGUUCAAGUUUAAUCACUUUGGCUACAGUCCUUUAAUCUUCCUCUAGCAUGAGUACAGUCUGAGGUAUAUGAAAAACCUGAUUGUAUAGGGAGUGAAAAUUUCAUGUUCUUGGAAAAGCAAACUUUGUGGAGUUCUAGCUCCAAAGUAAUUUUUUUAUGUUGUCAUUUAAAGUUUUAGCCAGUAUUCCAAGAGUUCUCAGCAGUGAUACUAUUUAAAUUCCUAAUUUUUUAAAAUUAAAUUUUGAUAGCUUGGUUUUUGUCAUUCACCAAAUUUAUUGAUGUCUACUUUGUAUGUCAACUUUUGUAAUUUCUGAUUAAAUCUUUCGUGUUUGUUAAAAA
This is a messenger RNA of Arvicola amphibius (Eurasian water vole), 4334 nucleotides long. It is a transcript of the gene Znf280c, whose product is annotated as zinc finger protein 280C. The coding region runs from base 1324 to 3636 and encodes 770 amino acids. Gene Ontology annotation, biological process: regulation of DNA-templated transcription. Gene Ontology annotation, molecular function: RNA polymerase II cis-regulatory region sequence-specific DNA binding; DNA-binding transcription factor activity, RNA polymerase II-specific. The transcript is spliced from 18 exons. NCBI's taxonomy places the organism in Eukaryota, Metazoa, Chordata, Mammalia, Rodentia, Cricetidae. The record is from RefSeq and is a predicted model, not a curated record.